Molecule: messenger RNA, 343 nt
Organism: Paramecium sonneborni
Lineage: Eukaryota; Ciliophora; Oligohymenophorea; Peniculida; Parameciidae
Source: the annotation of a GenBank genome assembly
AUGUAUUUUGUUGUGAGUUAAGCUAUUAAAAGAUCCAAAGAACUUUAAGUCUAAGUUUAUAUUUCUAUUUGCACAGCAAUUCUAACUGCUAUGUUAUCAUUUUAUAAGUAAAUUAUAUUAGUUAUCUCUUAGAUUUUUGUCGAUUAGGCCUACAAAUUUUUUAUAAGAAAAUUUUGAUGAUUUGUCAUAAAAGCAAUCGAAUUUAUACAAUUAAUAAAUAUAAUAUUGCUUAUAACAAGAGAAUGAUUAAAUUAAAACCUUUAUUGAUUUAUAUAACACUCCUGAUUAAGAAGUUGUAAAUGUAGAAUAAUCAUAAGAAGAAAGGCAAUCAUUGUUAAAUUGA